UCCGUCAUAAAAAUGGCUGCGCUUCGAGUGUUUAGUCGUAAUAUACCGUAUUUACGACAACAAUUUUCAGCUUUACUAGGGAACACAUCGCCCACAGUGAAAUUCAUUUGUGUCGUAGUUGUUAUAGGGUAUGUUUUGUCAUUUUCGCAAGAUGUGGUGGACGUGCUCAGUGUUACACCAGGAUAUUUGCUACCCCCUUCAUUUCAAUUGUGGUCUACUUUCACGUUCUGGUUUCUCGAGAUACAUUUGUGGGAGGUGAUUAUUGAUAUCGUGACGGUUGGUUUGUGUGGAAAGUUGAUAGAGCCGUUAUGGGGUCAAAUGGAAAUGAUGAAGUUCUUUUUCCUAACGAACAUUGGUGUUGCGUUUCUAACGACGUUUUAUUACUUAGUGAUAUAUGCUUGGACCCAGGAUACCAGUCUACUGUUCGACAUACACGUUCACGGCCUGGCCGGUUAUCUGGCCGCUGUAAGUGUAGCCGUCAAACAGAUUAUGCCAGAUCAUCUGUUAAUCAAAACACCAUUGGGUAAAUUAACAAAUAGAUCUCUCCCACUUCUGAUACUCAUCGCAGCAAUCCUACUCUGGGCUGUAGGUGCAUUAGAAGGAACAUAUCCUUGCAUGUGGGGCAGUGGAACUCUGCUGUCAUGGAUAUAUUUAAGGUUUUGGCAACGACACAGCAGUGGCACUAGAGGGGACAUGGCAGACAAUUUUAGUUUUGAUAAUUUCUUUCCAACUGUCCUUCAGCCGCUAGUGAGGGGCAUUUUGGGCCCCGUGCACCGUUGCUGCGUGCGCAUCGGUAUGUGUAGCCCGAGCCCGCGCAGAGUGCACCUGGCGCUAAGCCCUCGUGGCGUCACCAUCUCCAUGCCGGGCGUAGAGCCACAGGACAUGGAGCGACGACGCCAAAUAGCUCUCAAGGCACUCAGCGAGAGAUUAUCCAAGACUUCAGAGCAGACACGCCAAAAGAACCUAUCCACCAAAGUCAACAUGGAUGCAGUCAGAAAGAUGCAGUCCUCGAACGUGAUACCGCAGUUCCCGGCGGAGGGCGAGCCCAUUGAACCCACUGCCCCUGUGGAGGCGACCCUGGUGGAUAUAACCGCUGAGCCGCCUCCCCCUAUCACAAAAACUUCAUGAUCGUAGAGAGACUGGUUAGAUAAGUUUUACGAACCACCCGAACGCGUGCGAAAUUCCGAUCGGUAAAGUUCUCACAAUGUUACUUGAGCUUGCUGAAGUAUUGUUCGCGCUUGUACCGUGUACACAUGCCGCCUUUAGACCAUUGUAUCCCUUAAGAACUGCGUGCAACUCGUGACUUACUUAACUCCGUCCAUCUUUGAUCACUUGUAGUGUAUCACAGAGUAAGGAAUCAUUUAGGGGUCCGAUGAAGCUGUCUACGCAGAGCAAUCGUGCGGUAAGCGUACCCGUACUCUGUCUUUAAGAAAAAUGCAAUAAUUCGGGUAUUUUAUAGCUACAUAUCUGCAAUCAACAGAAUGACGGGUCUUUUAUAGGUACAUUGUUGUCUCAAACAGUUCUAGCAAAACAAUACUGUGUAGUUUUUGCUAGAUAGCAAACUAUAUAAAUCAAAACAAUAUAUGAUAUCCAGGGUGUGGUUUUUGAUUUACUUUUCAAGAUCGACAUAACUUUUGUUAUGGAAAGGUCAGUCAUUAUGUAAAACCGAAUUAAACCUAGUUACUGCAGUUUUCUUGAGGAGGGCACUGUAAGUAGUAAGGUUCCUACCAUAGAUUAUAUAAUAUAAAGUCGUGACGAUGUCGGCAUUUACCAUUAGAUCAAAGGCGUCGAACCACUGAUCUCGUCUUUAUACUAUGGUAUUGCUGAUAAGAUGUCGAAACUUCGAACGACUGCUGUUUCCAAAUUCAAAUGAAUGGAUAGAGGGCGUGCCUAGUCUAUGGUCUCUGAGGAAAAAAAUCCGAUAGGAAUAUUAAUCGCUAAUACCGAUAAAAUCUUGGCGGCUUUGCGAUAAUGCAAAAUGUGUUUAGAAUAAAGAUUUCAGAUUGCGAUAAUUCCGGUCGAAAUUUCGCACAGGUUUGGGUUAUUUUUAUCCGCGGUGUAGGAGUCUGGUGUUUAGGACAUAUUCCAAUAAUGUUUAAAAAUAAAAUUGAUUUGACUCAAAACACAUGUCGUGGCGUGGCGUGUCAAAAGUAUGCCAGGCUUUGUGUUUGUGUUAUCAGCAAUUAAGUCAGACUGAUAAGCUAAGAUUAAGAUUUGUGUUCAACAUAAUUCGGGUAUAUAGAGUAUUUUUUCCUGUAUAACGGCGACUUAGUUAAUGUAUCCUAUUCAUUGUUAAAGAAAAAAAUAAAAUAUUUUAAAGAAGAAAUAUUAGAUAUUUAGUAACACCCUACUGCGAGUGCGAGCCACGCGGCGCGGCGGCGGUAUGUAUUAUUGUUCCUGUAAUACUUCUAGGAAAAAAAAUAACUCCUAUAUAACUUGACGUUUAUAUUAAUUAAUUUUUACUUCUUUGUUUAAAUUUUUUAAAUAAUUGUUUUAUAUAACCUAAAAUAAACUAU
Molecule: messenger RNA, 2516 nt
Organism: Pararge aegeria (speckled wood butterfly)
Lineage: Eukaryota; Metazoa; Arthropoda; Insecta; Lepidoptera; Nymphalidae
Product: transmembrane protein 115
Exons: 4
Coding region: 13-1128 (371 amino acids)
Biological process (GO): retrograde vesicle-mediated transport, Golgi to endoplasmic reticulum
Cellular component (GO): Golgi apparatus; membrane
Source: RefSeq, a predicted model, not a curated record